ACUGUUUCUAGUAGAAAAUGGCUAGGAGCGUCGGAACCUUAAAACCAGCCAAAUAUUUGUUGCUGUAUAGGAUCGUGACUUUUUUGCUUCAUGGAGCAAGCAGAGUGGUGAUGGAUGUUUGUUGCUGUGCUAGUCAACUGCAAGUUGAGCACAGUGCCUGUGAAGGUGCUGGAAAAAGGCAUGUGGUUUUAAGGAUAUGGGUGGGGAAAGUAGGAGAUCGGCCCAACUUGCUCAUGUCUCCUUGAAUCGCCUGCAGUGUUGCCCUUAACCCCCAAUUGCUGUAUCUAGUUGUGUUUGCCAGCUUUUGUUUUUCCUGCUUGUGCCUCGUAAAUCCAUGAUCUAUUGAGAUUCUCCAGUGUCAGGAAAGUUGCAUAUAUUGGUGAUGGUGCCUCCUGCAUUGAGCUACUCUGUGCGUAGCAUUGAGAGAUCGUGUGUGCUUGCCAGCUUGUUUUUUGAUAAACGCGUUUUUCAGAUGCCUCUAGUGUACUGCCCACAUUUGAUUCUGCAGUGCAUGCUCCAGGAAAGAUGGAACUAUGAAUGUGUAUAUCCUCGCUGGAAUUAGAUUUGGUUGUACGAAUGCAGAAAUUGUGCCAUCGCACAAGUAGUAGUAGUAGGUCAUUUCAAAUCAGAGUUGACUUGCGACCUAAGUCGUUGAGGAGGCCAGACGUGCAGAGCAACCAAUAUAUAUGGUCGAUCUCCAGGCCGGUUUCACAACACACAUACACGCAACGCAGGCAGCACAGUGAUCUCUCCACAGAGAACAAGUUGACAAUGUAUCACUGGAGCACAUCAUCUUCUUCCUCCAGUACUCCUUGCUAUAGCAACGGCAGCGGUAGCAGCAAUGGUCCCUUGCUCCCCUCCAUGGCGUCCAACAGCUACGGCGAUCUGUUGUUACAAGAGCAGCUGCAGCACUACUACCCCUCCCCGCCCAUGGUGCAGCGCGUGAUGAGUGCGGGAGACCUCCAACAAGCUCCUGCGCAUGCGCCGGCGCCGGCGGCGAGGUACAGCGCGGAGGAGCGGCGGGAGCGCAUCGAGAAGUACCGCACCAAGCGCAACCAGCGCAACUUCCAGAAGAAGAUCACAUACGCUUGCCGGAAGACGCUGGCGGACAGCCGGCCGCGCGUGAAGGGCCGCUUCGCGCGCAACGUCGACGACGACGCGGCGGCGGAUCAGCCGGAGGACGCGAUGACGGCGUCCAUGGCAGAGGUGUCUAAUUUCGUGAACGACGGAAGCAGCAGCAGCGGCGGCAUGCCGCCGGAGUGGUGGCCGGCAAUGCAGGGCGAGCUGGCCAUUGAGGACGAGGAGCUCAUCGCCUCCUACCUCGCCGUCUCCUCCAUCAACCUCUACUAGCUAGCUACCGACCUAGCUCCUUGAUACUAUAUCCUCGCAUGCAUCGAUCUAGACCUAUUUGGAAUUGAUUCUCGAUUGACUAAUUACUUGUUUUAUCUUUUUCUCUCUCUCUGU
Messenger RNA from Lolium perenne, 1464 nucleotides. RefSeq lists its product as uncharacterized. NCBI's taxonomy places the organism in Eukaryota, Viridiplantae, Streptophyta, Magnoliopsida, Poales, Poaceae. Gene Ontology annotation, cellular component: nucleus. The record is from RefSeq and is a predicted model, not a curated record. Gene Ontology annotation, biological process: regulation of flower development. Gene Ontology annotation, molecular function: DNA-binding transcription factor activity; protein binding.